Porites evermanni is the source of this 6100-nucleotide messenger RNA. Lineage: Eukaryota; Metazoa; Cnidaria; Anthozoa; Scleractinia; Poritidae. The record is from the annotation of a GenBank genome assembly.
AGUGAAUAAUUCUAUGAAUUUUUUGGUUACCUUUUUUACCAGAAGGUAAAAAUUAGUGUCAUCCUCGAAGAAAAAGGUAGGAGCAAAUCCAUGUACUGGCAAGUCAUCAUGGAAAAUGAAGAAGUUAUUUUGUUUGCGGCAGUGCUUGUCGCCUCGCUGUGGCUGUUCAUCAAACGAGUUUAUGUGGAGCGACUCCCGUCAUACUUUCACUGCAAGUACGUCUUUUUGACUGGCUGUGAUUCUGGAUUCGGUAGAGAAACAGCACUGCGUCUUGAUAGUUUAGGAUUCAAUGUGUUUGCGACAUGUUUAACGAGAGAAGGCCAAGCAGAUUUGACUGCCAUGUGCAGCAAAAGACUUAAGGUUAUUCAUUUGGAUGUCACAGAUUCACAAGAAAUCAGAAACGCUUACAAGUUCGUGGAGCAAUCUUUGCCAGAAAAUACAGGUAUGUUGCUAUGAAAAAGGAUACAGCGUCUUAAUAAAUAAGUGUCUAAUAAAGAUCAAGGGCUAGGUUUAGUCUUUGAAAGUGUCGAAUUGAAAAAAUCUUCAGAUCAGUUAUUUGUGCCACUUGUUAUAAAUAUAAUGUAAACAUGGCUUAUAUAAACUCUAAACAGUAUAAAAACCAAUAUUUACCAAGUUCAUUGAAAAGGAAUCCAUUAUUCGUGCCCAUUAUUCGUACACUGUAUUUGUUUAUUACAAAAACAAAUGCCCAUGAAAUUGAUUUCAAAGGAUCGCGAGACCCUCUCUGCAUGUGGUAGGUUAUUUGUCGUAGAGUUAAUGUAGAGGUAAUCUUGCCAUUUCCUAUCAUGUGGUACACAGUUUUGUCAUUUAAAAAUAGCUAAAAUAUUACUAUAUUAUUCUAAGAUAAACACGGGGAAAAAAGAAUUAUUUUUUGCAGGGUUCUCUUUAGAAUAUUAGAGGACUUUGACACAAGAAAUUCUGCUUCUUGACUGAAGCACACUUCAAGCACAGACUGUCUCUCGUUGCUAUGCGCGCGCGAGCUUUAAUCUGCUCAACUUUCUUGCGUGACUAUCCGUCUACUAAAAGGGUGGAGUACUUUUGUGUCAUUUUUUGUUGCAACAAAGAAUACUCUUCACCUCCGUGCAAAUUUCUUACAUAUUCCAUAAAACACCCACAUAUUUUCACAAAAAUUCGUUUAAGACCAUUUUUCACAUUUAGCUGACCAGAAAUGAUCGUAUUAAAGUUUCUCGGAACAAUAAGCCCUUUUAUCGCCUUGCUAUUUCCGGCCGUUACGAAUGACGACGAUGACCGUCUCAGAUGGAACAAAAAAUAUAAAUAUAGAAAUCGAUGAAUUAAUUUAAUACCGUCUAAUAUUAGCUCAAGAGAGCUGUCAGCAAGAUGAGAACAUCUCUCCAGCAGUUCGACUGAAACUUCUUGGACUGAAGCCCCUGCAGACUGAGGACCUGAAGGAGUGUGACCCUUGUGUAACGAGAGAACUUUACAACAACAACAACAAGGUUAUCAUUUUCACCCUUGUCGUCUCUUGACUCACUCUACUUGCUUAGCAAGAUUCACUGAGUGAGACUGAUCAGCAAAAAGUCUGCAAUCCGCUAUUUAAAAAAGAGAGAAUCAUUCUUUUUUUUUGACGUUCUAUUACAAAACUGUGGAUUGAAGACUCUUUGUUGAUCAGUCUCAGCAAAAGUAGUAUACUUUGUAUACUUCUCUGUUCCUGUUUAGAAACUGAAGUCAAGGCACGUGCGUUAACGGGAGUUUUCACGUCACUUCCGAUCGAUCCGAGCACCCUUAAGACCACCAACGGCAACUAUCGCUCAAGGGGGAGGUGAAUAGCGGUGGAAGAGGCGCCCAGGUUUACAUAGAAUCCGGGCGGCAUACGCCAUAGUUGUUUUAUUAUUUAUCAAUUUAGUUGAACAAAAAUGAAAAAGUAUUUUUUGGAAAUAACGUCAGACGUCACUCAGUUAUCAAGUAUUUUGGGGAUGUUUUAUCUUUCUUGGCUAGUGCAUUUUUAUGAUUUUGUCGCGAAUUCAGGAAGAAUAACUUGCUAAACUGCCAGAAAUUACUGCCACUUUCUUGGUUUUGUUAGUACAGCUGCUUCAUUUAUCGGUAAUUAACUAAGAUUUUAAUAGUCCUCUAAAACUGUCGCGAAACGAGACGCCAUUUUGAUUUUUGUCCCGAGUUACGGGAGCCAAUCAAACACUUAUGAUUAAUAUAUUGGCUGCUUAAGUUUAAUUUUUGUGUUUGGCUUUUGAAUACACGAAGAAGCCUCUGCUGUGCUGUAACGACGGCAAAGUCAUAAAUCUUUAAAUCAGAUUUCGGUUUUGUUUUUAAAAAGUUACCGCAAGAAUUGUCCCUCAUGAGGACCCUGAAGUUAGUGGAACAUAAGGGCGUCAGUGACCAAGUCAACUACUAUUAACUUCAGUGAGACCAGAAAUCUUACUAGACAAUGAGCAGCCCCUCACGUUUGAACUGCGUGGUUAGCUGCAUGCAGUGCAAACAGUGCACGAGCGCGCGUAAAAAAUGUCAUACGGGAGGAAGGUAAUAUAUAGGUGCGUUCGUGUAUUUCGCUUGUCCUAGUGUAAGGAGAGGUUUCCCAUGCAUUCUUUAUUUGCCUCGAGUUUUAUAUCUAGUUUUCAAAUAUUAUGAGAAAUUUUAUGGUGUUUACAAUGAGCCGCAUUCAGCCGUCGGGGCUCGUGCUAUUUUUGAAAUGCUUUGUUUUAUGCUUUGUUUAAUAAUCCUACAAAAGCCAACAGCGGCCUAUUCAUAGUACAAGCAGAACAAACUUAAUAGUUUUCCGUUUCGUUCCUAAGAUUAUAUAAUUGUAUUAGUUCAACUUCAGUAACGAUUUCUAAAAAUACUAUUGGUUUUCUCAAUAAUAGUUGCUCUGCUUUGAUUUUUUUUUCUUAAUUAACUUUAUUCUACAACAAAGCGGCCUUUCACUGUAACACCUUCUUAAGCGAAUAUAGCUAGUUUUUAAUUAGUAUUUUUGAGCGGUCUCGUAGUUUCUCUGCAAUUUACUUCCGUAAAUAGUCGCUUCGUCUAAAUUUAGAAUUUCAAAAGUUUUGCUGACCUGCAAAUUCGGAAAAUGUCUGCUUUUGUUGUAGGUGAAAAACUACAAUGAGGCAGGUGGUUAAAAGCCGCCUUGCUGACUUAGCAAACUUUGCUAGUUUAUUAUCCUAGUACUUUUUACUCCUAAAAUAGAAUCCGCAACAACAAUCAGUUUCCCUUGACUUCAAACGACUUUGUUUGUAUAUCUAUUUUGUUGAAUACCUGUAGAAAUGAGAUAUAAGUAAGAUAGUUUGUAGUGUUUUUUGACUACAUCUAUUACAUCGACAUCCCGUUGAUUACAUACUUGAUUACAUUACACCGAUUUCCUUGUCAACUACACCGAUUACUUCGAGUACAUGUACAAGAAUUUAAACGCUGUUGGACCCAAGUAAAGUUUGCAUUAUUCUCUGCUGCGUUUCAGUUAGUUUCUUUGAUUCCGGUCCUAAGAGUUCAGUGUGUCGGCUCUUACCCCCGAGCGAGUUCCCCUUUGAGUUUAGUUUCUCCAGUUUUAUCGUGAGUUCAAACUCCGAGUUUCCAGUUUAGCCCUAAAAAGUCAUUCAAAAGUGGAAAAACCUUCAGUCACACUGGUAACCAUGAAGUAAAACGAGGGACUACUCGAAGCACUACACAGCUGGCAGCAAGUUGCUUUCCUUGCCUCGUCCUCGGCUUGGGCCCCUUGUUCAUUAUUUUGUAUGUUGUGAGUAUGGUAGCACCCCAAAAUGAUCUGACAAAGCGCUAUACAAGGGCUUGUCCAGUAGGCUUGUCUGAGCUCGGACUACAAUGUAGGCACGCGUUCCAUAAAGUAUUCUGUAUUUCUUUUGCGCGUUAACAAGCAUAACACAGUAAUUUUUACUUAGUUUUCACCUGGUGGUACUAACAUUCUGCACAAUCAAGGGUUGUAUUUAUGGACAAUUACUUCCUUGCUAUGCAGGUCUAUGGGGCCUAAUUAACAACGCUGGAAUUGCCAAGGUUGGACCAAUCGAAUGGCAAACCUUGGAUGACUAUCGACAGGUAGCAGAUGUUAACUUGUGGGGACUUAUUGACGUCACGAAGGUUUUCUUACCACUUGUCAAGAAACAGCGAGGACGCAUCAUAAAUAUUUCCAGUAUUGGAGGUAAAUUUGUUUUCACUGCUUCAACAUAUAAAUUUUUUUAGCCUAGGAGAAACAUAAUUGCUCUUAUUUGCUUCAAAUUGAGAGGGAAAGUAGUACUUUGCAAUCUCGGCAGCUUUUACUUUGUCUCGCAUGCAUCAGAUGCCAACCUGGGAACCUCGAUAAUCUACAAGCCCCAUUUGAAUAUAUUCAUAGUUACCUCAUCUUUUUUUUCUUUGCUAGCCGGCUUGCAGGGUCAAAAAUUUGAGAUACUUUAAGACACAAUAAAAAUCUUUGCAGUCAGGUUUUGUUAAAACAUUUCACUUUCCACUUUUAUUUUGCGCGCGAUGCACUUCUAAAAAUUUGGCCACACCCGGUAAAGUUCAGACGGCGUACUUCACAUGAACUUUCAUAUUCACUGAAAGUGAUUCCGCUCAUGUGAAGUGCAGGGUCGACCUGAACCAGGCCUAAUAGAGUACACCUUCUUGAUUUUUCUUCUUUUUAUUGUAGGUCGAGCGUCACUGCCACACGCCUCCGCGUAUUCGAUCUCCAAAUUUGGAGUAGAAGCAUUCUCAGAUGCUCUCCGCCGUGAACUAAGCCCGUCUGGUUUGAAAGUCAGUGUGAUAGAGCCAGGAUUUUUUCGGACAAACAUUACAAGUAAAGACAACUUGCGAGAGCAGUGGAAUACACUCUGGAACGAGCUAGACGGUAGCUUAAAAGAGGAAUAUGGUGGUAAAUAUUUUCAAACAAGUAAGUAAAGACAAAUUAGCGGCCAUUUCCCUGCUAUCGCCGAUGUGCAUCACUGAAUUAUUUUGAACUGAUACACCAAUCUAGUGCAAUGGAUACAUACUGCUUGGGUCAGUUUAGUAUUUAAUUUCCUCUUUAAAUAGAACUUAAUGAACAUUUUUCCAUGACUUACCAGAACACUUACUGUUUGACAUACUUGACUCAGUUGGUGCGGAGAAUCAGAAUUAGACUGUCUUAGGGACGGACCAUUAGAAAAGUUAUGGGGGAGUAGGGGAAUUUUCGAGCCGCAGGAACUUUUUUGCGUAAUCAAAUUCCUUGUAUGAAUUUUUUUUAGGCCAUAGCAUGAAAAUUUUGUAAGAUUCAUUGGCGUGCAAAAUAUUUUUUCAUUUAAUUUUCCCUUGCGCAAAUAUAUUUUUUGUACUUCGCCUCCCCUUCCGCCCCCAUAAGUUUUCUAAUGGUCCAUUCCUUAGGAGACCCUGUUGAUUGUGAAGGAGCGAUAAAUUAAGGGACGGACGUGAACAAACGAUAAUAAAAAGGAGGGUUCCCUGUCUGUUCAGUAGCUCGUCUCAGCUCACUCGGCUGCUAGUUCCGCCGGCUUGGCCACUAAACUUUCCGAAUAGGAACUGCUGCUACCAGUCUACAGUCUAUAUUUCAUGUUAAGACACACCCCAAACAUAUAUUUUAAUAUUAUUAUACACUUCGAGGUUGGUGACCGAUAAUAGCCAAAGAAAGAGUUUUUAUUUGUAUUUGAUGACUAGCUUUUCAUUCAAAGGAGAGAAGCCAGAAAAUAAUAGGCUCCUGACAAGGACAAUUACUAAGUUCAUGCAAACAAAAGAAACAGAUACUUCCCUCGAGGAUAAAACCAAUGCGUUCAUAACUGAGUUGGCUGGACUUCAUUAUCAAUUAUACCUUGUCGCUCUUUGCUUCUUAGGUGUAAAGAACAUGUUGAAAGGCAUGGUAGACACUUGUGCUUCGCCGCACAUCUAUAAGGUAGUGGACUCCAUUGUUCAUGCUCUGACGUCACCAUAUCCUAAGUCUCAUUACGUAGUUGGCUGGGAUGCAAAGUUGCUAUGGAUCUGGGUGUCCAGGCUCCCGGCCGCCAUUGGGGACGCAAUCUUGAAUUUAUUGGGAGAAAAGGCUGAACCUAGUAAAUGCGCACGCGCAAAUAUGCCAGGUGACCAAACUCCACAAAAAAUAAAUGAAAACAACAAUGCAAUGAAUGGAUCUGUUCUUCAUAAUUAA